Messenger RNA from Effrenium voratum, 627 nucleotides. The record is from the annotation of a GenBank genome assembly. Lineage: Eukaryota; Dinophyceae; Suessiales; Symbiodiniaceae.
AAGGCCGUUUGUGGCUCCUAGCGGGGAGCAAUCAGUCCAAUGCCUCGGCGAAGCGACUCCAGGAGUGACUCUCGACCGCGGGGAGGAGGCCGCGGCCGCUCUCGCUCUCCUCGUCGGUCCAAGCGCGAUGAUAGCCGAAGCAGGGGCCGGGGACGCGGAAGCAGGUCAGCAGGACGUCCAGGAGAAGCGCUCUCUGAAUGGGGCACAUCAGGGGUGAUUGUGGACCUCAAGGGAUCCGGCUUUGGCUUCAUUCGGCCAGAUACUGGCAAGGUGAAUGACAAGGACCUCUACUUCCACUGCACAGCUGUGAACAAGGCUUGCCCAUUCGAUGAGCUCAGGGUCAACGACGAGGUCACGUACGAGGCGAUCCGGGACGAUAGGAAGGGUCACCCCACAGCGAAAAAUGUGACACUGAAGAACGGCGGCGGCGGGAGCAGCAAGCGGAGAAGUUCACGUUCAGAUUCUCGUCGACGCUAGGGUGGAAUGACAAGGAGCCGGUUCGGUGAUUCGGCGCACUGAAUCGGAUCCAAAAUCCGAAAGCGAGCAUUUCAGUGCCUGGCUCGGUAUUUUGCGCCUUUCACUGCCUUGAAAUAUUCGAUUCGCUUUGGUUGGAGAGUGCCUGUGUGG